This is a messenger RNA of Eupeodes corollae, 2987 nucleotides long. RefSeq names its product protein fem-1 homolog B (gene Fem-1). The transcript has 12 exons. Lineage: Eukaryota; Metazoa; Arthropoda; Insecta; Diptera; Syrphidae. The coding region runs from base 365 to 2362 and encodes 665 amino acids. Gene Ontology annotation, molecular function: protein binding. The record is from RefSeq and is a predicted model, not a curated record.
UCGCAUCCACUUGUCAGUGUAGUGUGGAUGUUGAACUCGAAGAAAAUUUUUCAAUAUUUUUAAUUUUUGUUAAGUCGGAAAAACUUAUUCUCAAAUUCGCAAAGUAAUUUAUUAACACGUUUCGUUAAGAAUUUGUUACAAUUCACACAACAACGUUCUAAGUGAAUUAGAUAGAAAAAUACGGUAUAUUGUAGUUCAUCAUCAUAUUGAGUUGAGAAAAGUCUUAUUGAAAUUAUUAUAAGCUCCCUAAAGGAAAAAUAGUUGCUAGAAGAUAAAAAGUGCAAUUGCUUUUUAAAGUGCGUUGUAUAAUCCCCAAAUUGUUCCAAAUAAAUCAAUCAAAAUUCAGCAAAUCGAGGAAUUCGUCAUGGAGGACCUCCUGGAUGAUUGCCAGGAGGCAUUCCCUGACGAGAAAAUCCCCGGGAACAUCCUAACAAAGAUCUACUUUGCUGCAAAAAUGAAUCUGGCCAAAACACUGGUUGCAGCAUUAAACGAUCUACCCUCGCGGGAACUGUGCAAUUAUUUGUUGAAUGUGAAAUUCGAGGAAAAAGAUGGCCAAUCAGUCACACCUCUUGUCUUGGCAGCUAAGUCUGGCAAUACAAAUUUUGUCCGAACCAUUUUGUCACACUAUGAAUUGGAUCUUGAAAUCGAAUGCAAUGUUAUAUUCGAUGGCCUUGUUGUUUGUGGAGCAACAGCCUUAUGGGUAGCAGCUGGAAUGGGCCAUUUGGAAAUUGUUAAAUUCUUAGUCCAUAAAGGAGCCGAUAUAAAUCAUAAUACAAAAGCGCAUUCAUCACCAUUGCGAGCUGCUUGUUAUGAAGGACGACUUGAUAUUGUUAAAUAUUUAAUUGAACAUGGAGCUGAUGUUAACUUGGCUAAUACGUACAAUAAUACUUGUAUUAUGAUAGCAGCCUACAAGGGCUACUUAGCUGUGGUUGAUACACUUUUGAAAAACGGCGCUGAUCCCAAUGAGCAAGCUCUGUGUGGUGCAACUGCACUUCAUUACGCUGCUGAAUGUGGAUAUUUAAAUGUUUGCCAAUUACUCCUUGACCAUGGAGCCAGGUUACAGAAAAAUGAGCAUGGCCUGACACCAGUUUUGCAUGCAGCUGAACGCUCACAUGAGAACGUUGUUGAAAUGUUCAUCAAUCGACCAGAUUUAAUGACCAAAGAAGAAAAAAUUGAUGCCUUAGAACUGAUGGGAGCAGCAUUUGCAAAUGAUAAGGACAAUUACAGUGUUGUGAAAGCUUUCCAAUAUAUGAUGAAUGGCAUGGAGCUGCGUUUUCAAGAUCCUGAUAACAUUAUCCGAAAGCGUACAUUACCACCAGUUCCAGCCUACGAUAAUUGGAUAGAAACUGAAACAAUUGAAGACCUUCAAGCUAUUAGACUGAAUCAUCACUCGAUUCAUAUGGAAUCAUUAACUGUAAGAGAACGUAUCUUAGGUAAAAAUAAUCCAGACCUGCCACAACCAAUUGUGUAUCGAGGUGCGAUAUUUGCCGAUCAGGAAAGAUUUGAAAUGUGUUGUAAUCUAUGGAAUUAUGCAAUUGAUUUGCGAAUGAAUAAUGAUUUAUCUGUGGAAAGAGACUUAAUGAGAUUUGCUCAACUUUUCUCACAAAUGGUACGACUUGAACAAAAUCUGGACAUAUGUGUUGCUAUAUCAGUUUUAUCUAAAUGCCAACGAGAAAUCGAUAAUAAUAAACGAAAAAUAACAAAUCCUGGACCAAAAGAUAGUGUACCUCGAAUAGCUGAUGAAUAUGAUAAUAAUAUUGUCACUGCCCUCUAUCUUAUAAAAAUCAUCACAAUACUUCUUGCCAAUAAAACAUGCACUGUACGAAAACAACAAAUUCAAACAUUAUAUUCAUCAAUUUCGAGUUUAAUUCGAAGUGAUGCUAAAUUACGUGAUGGUCAAACUUUAUUGCACAGAGCUGUGAAUGGAGUUACACCUGUAGAUGAUUUUUACACCAGCGAAAUUUGUAGAUUCCCCUGCUUCAAGACUGCUUUACUUCUGGUUCAUCUCGGAGCGCCUGUUACUGCUGAAGACUUUGAGAGGAAUACACCUUUACACGUGUUAAUAUCGAGUAUUCGUCGUGAUAAUACUCUUGUUAUUAAUCAGGCUGAAAAAAUCAUACAACUUUUUACUGAAGCCGGUGCGCACUUGGAUGCCGUCAAUUCAUUAGGUCUUACACCUGCACAAUUAGCAUCUAUUUCCUCCGUUAGUAAUAUGAUGGUGAUAUACCAAAACAAAUCCAUAACACUGAAGUGUCUUGCAGCACGGAGUGUAGCUUUCUAUAAGCUCAAAUACAAAAGCUUUAUACCAAAAACCCUUGAGAAUUUCGUACAAAUGCAUAGUGCAGAAAAACCAGAAGUUUGAUCAAAGGCUGUCUUAAAUAAAAUUAUUAAAAAAAGAAUAAAAUCUAGGAGUGAUUUUCAAUGCAAAGAGCUGUGAAUUUGUGUUACCAAUUUACAUAUAUAUAUAUAUUUUUUGUUUCAACAAUAAAUGUCUUCAUAGUUUUAAAAAGAAAACCAAACAAGAAUAUUAUAAAAAAAGAGUAAAAGUUAAAGAGAGAUUAUAUAUAAUAAAUAUGUGUAUACAUAGAGAGAGAAAUAUUAGCUUGUGUCUUAUAUGCAUUAAAAGUGUCCAAUAAUCCUAGAUUCUCAAUUUUUUUAAAACAAUUUAUUUAUUUUUUAUACAAUUUUAUCACAUUAUUUAUUUUUUUAUACGACGAUUAAGCACAUUUUUAAUUUAUUAAAAACAAAGAAAAGAAAACAAUAUUAUUGAGAGCACUCAUUUCGAUAGAUAAUAAUAAAUACUUCUACUAACUACAAUGAACACCACUAAGAACUGAUAUUGUUGGCAUAUUAAAACAAAACUAAUAAAUAAAACACUUUUAUAUAAUGUAUUGAGCUUGUACAUAAUGUAUAUGUAUGUAUAUUGUAUGAUAUAUGUACCUACAACAAUAAAUGUAAAAGAUGUUUGUAUGUACAAACUACAAUGA